UUAGCCUCUUACAUUGGUUUCUCUUUAGCACCCUCCAAUGUCUAUCUUAACUCAAGCCAAGUUCCACCCAAGUCUCAAACACCAACUCCACACAAGCCACUCUCCAAUCCUCCGCACAGCUGUGCAUUGUUCUGCCACCACCACCACCAAGCCCAAGCCCAACCCCAAAAAGCUAGUCCUCGAACCACAGAUACGGCGGCUCGAGCCCCCACCCCCCCUCCUCCCGAACCCCACCCGCCCCCAGCUCAACGACCCAAGUUUGCUCUCAACAUGGUCUCACCGUGCAUGGGUGGCAAGUGGGUGCACAACAGUUCUAGUUUCCUUAGCCAAGUCCAUAACUAGUGCAGCCAAUUCACACAUGUGGGCUGAGCCCAUUUUAGCUGGCCUGGUUGGAUAUGUGCUGGCUGAUCUUGGCUCCGGAGUCUACCAUUGGGGCAUAGAUAAUUACGGUGGAGCCUCAACUCCAAUUUUUGGUGCCCAAAUUGAGGCAUUUCAAGGGCACCACAAGUGGCCUUGGACAAUCACCAGGCGAGAAUUUGCCAACAAUCUGCACGCCCUUGCUCGUGUUGUGACUUUCAUAGUGCUCCCCAUAGACCUCGUUUGUGAUGAUCCAAUUGUUAAUGGGUUUGUUGCAGUGUGCUCAGGCUCCAUUAUGUUUAGCCAACAGUUUCAUGCUUGGGCGCAUGGCACAAAGAGCAGGCUCCCUCCAUUGGUGGUGGCAUUGCAGGAUUUUGGCGUCUUGGUGUCCCGGUCGCAGCAUUCAGCGCAUCACCGGGAGCCUUACAACAACAAUUACUGCAUUGUGAGUGGAGUUUGGAAUGAGUUCUUGGAUAAGCACAAGGUUUUUGAGGCAUUGGAGAUGAUCUUGUUUUUUAAGCAAGGGGUGAGGCCUAGGUCUUGGAGUGAGCCUAGCUCUGAAUGGACUGAAGAGACUGAGACCACUUCUAAACUUACAGCCCAAUGAACAUUCUUUUUUUACUUUUUACUUUUUUACUUUUGAGCUUUCGAUUACCUUUUUUUUUUUUUAAAACUUCCUAGAGUUAUUUACUCUUUGCAUAAUGUAUAUUGUAAAAUUUAUUUCAAGAGAUUAGGUGAUAUCAGUCUAUGUAUAUGAUCAUCACCAGCUCUUGAAUCAGGUGCUUGAACUUAAUAUUUCUUUCAAACUACGUAGUUCAAUAUCAUGUACUUAA
Messenger RNA from Prunus dulcis (almond), 1190 nucleotides. Its product is annotated as fatty acid desaturase 4, chloroplastic-like. NCBI's taxonomy places the organism in Eukaryota, Viridiplantae, Streptophyta, Magnoliopsida, Rosales, Rosaceae. The transcript has a single exon. Bases 38 to 964 code for a protein of 308 amino acids. The record is from RefSeq and is a predicted model, not a curated record.